Messenger RNA from Miscanthus lutarioriparius, 393 nucleotides. Lineage: Eukaryota; Viridiplantae; Streptophyta; Magnoliopsida; Poales; Poaceae. The record is from the annotation of a GenBank genome assembly.
AUGAAGCUCUCGGCGGCAGUCCUCUGCGCCCUUGUGGCUGUCCAGGCGGCGGGGUCCAACCCGCCCGUGGACAACAACAUCCGCGACGAGGACUACGGCGUGGUGGCGAGGUUCACGCCGGGGUUCACCAGCCGGGUGCGCAAGAUCCCGGACUUCCUGGACAACUCCUUCUACCACAACAACCUCGCCAAGAUCGUCACCUUCCACUCCGACUGGACGCUGCUCACGCACAAGGAGGCGCUCGGCCACGUCGUCGAGUAUGCCGAGAACGGCACGCUCUGGGACGAGGACUUCUCCGACUCGCUGCUCAAGCUCAGCAAGCUGCCCAUGCCAGCCGGAAGCAAGGGCGAGAUCAGGAAGAAGUGCAGCGUCGUCAACCACCGCCUAUACUAA